AUGGGUGACACAACGGAAGAACCUGCGACGUUGAAGCACGAGGGCUCAGAGGCUGCUGACCUGAGCGCGGAUGCCACCGAAGCACCUGCUGCCGACGCACCGGAACCACAACCAACUCAAGAGGCGAAAUCCCCGGUCGAGGCCAAUGGAAAUGUAUCGGCCAACCCAUUAGAUGCGCCUAAGUCCCCGCCAGCUCAGGACGAUCCGGAUGGCGAACCAGAGGAUGCAGACAUGGGCGGAGUUGACGACGACGCCAAAGUCGAAGAUGUGGAUGCUGAAAAAGAGGGAGCCGAAGAUGCGCAACAAACGCCAGCUCCAACCCAGACGGAUGCUGAAGCAGAGAAGACCAAAGCUGCUCUCGAAGAAGCGGCCAAUUCCCACCUUGCCUCACAAACACACCAGAUCAUCCUCCCCAGUUACAGCACGUGGUUUGACAUGCAUAUAAUACACCCUCUCGAGAAGAAGUCGCUACCGGAAUUCUUCAACAGCCGCAAUCGGAGUAAAACUCCAGCAGUCUACAAGGAUUACCGGGAUUUCAUGAUCAACAGCUACCGCCUGAACCCCGUCGAGUACCUCACCGUGACCGCUUGCCGAAGGAAUCUGGCGGGGGAUGUCUGCGCCAUCAUGAGAGUCCAUGCGUUUCUCGAACAAUGGGGUUUGAUCAAUUACCAGGUUGACCCUCAGACUCGCCCUGCAAAUAUCGGCCCGCCUUUCACAGGUCAUUUCAGAGUCAUCGCCGACACGCCUCGGGGGCUGCAACCUUUCCAGCCUGCUCGAGACACCGUUACAACUCCAGGGAAACCGCAUCCCUCCACCGACCGCGCCACCUCUGCGACCCCGGCAGCAAAAGCAGACCUCAACCUGGAGAUCAGACGCAACGUAUAUGAUGACAAAGGGAAAGAGAUAAAGACGAGCGAAGAGCCUGAGAAACGGACAAAUGGCGAAGGGGCUACGGCGAACGGUACGAGCUCUGCUACCAAGGCUAUGCAAGCUGUCGCCCGAGAACCCAACAAGAGCUUCAACUGCUUUGCAUGCGGUGUUGAUUGCACACGGUGCCGUUUUCACUAUGCCAAAUCUGAACCAGUAGCGAGCACCCCCAACCCCGGAGAGCAGAAAUACGACCUAUGUCCCAACUGCUACUUUCAGUCCAGAAUGCCAGCCAACCACAGAUCGUCGGAUUUCGUCAAAAUGGAGGAACCAGCUUACUCUCACAUUCCCGACAAGGAUGCUCCGUGGACUGACUCGGAAAUUCUGCUUCUGCUUGAAGGACUGGAGACCUUUGACAACGACUGGAGCGAGAUCGCCAAGCACAUUGGCACCAGAACAAGAGAAGAAUGCGUGCUCAAAUUCCUGCAGCUUGACAUUCAAGAUCAGUAUCUCGAGGAUGGUGCUCUGACCGGUUCUGCCGCCAUGAAAGCGCUAACCGGACGAAGUCCAAUCAGUCAACUGGAUAACCCGGUCAUGUCAGUGGUCAGUUUCCUUGCUCAAUUGGCGGACCCAGAAGUCGUUGCCGCUGCAUCAAACCGUUCGAUCGCAGUCAUGCAGAAGCAAUUACGGGCUCAGCUCGCGAAGGGAAUGGGUGGAGCCGAGCAGGAACAGGCUGACGAAGCAGAGAAGAGCAAGGAGGAGGUAAAAACAGAAGAUCAUAUGGAAGUUGACGAGGCGGCUCCUUCAGCGGAGAAGGCCACAACCGAAGGCAAUGGCGCUUCAAAUGUUAUCAAUGACAUUGCCAGUACAGCCCUGGCCACAUCCGCAGCUCGAGCUAGCGGCCUCGCGUCUCACGAGGAAAGAGAAAUUACCCGAAUGGUCUCUGCUGCUGUGAACCUGACCCUCCAGAAAUUCGAGCUGAAGAUGGCGCAGUUCGCUGAGAUGGAAGAAAUAGUCCAAGCAGAGCGACGAGACCUGGAGAAAGGCCGCCAACAAUUAUUCCUGGACAGAUUGUCCUUCAAGAAGCGCAUGAAGGACAUGGAAGACACUUUCCGAAAAGCCAGUCUGAAAGAACCGCAAGAGGGCAUGCGCAUGAUGCAGGAGGCAGUAAGUGCCAAUUCAGGUCAGAAGUUCGGCUUCCAGUCCGAGGCUGAGAGUAAAGGAAAGGCUACCACGGUCACACCGGAUAUUGGUGGGGAGCGGACUUUGGACCUUUCGUAG
Molecule: messenger RNA, 2148 nt
Organism: Cladophialophora yegresii CBS 114405
Lineage: Eukaryota; Fungi; Ascomycota; Eurotiomycetes; Chaetothyriales; Herpotrichiellaceae
Product: transcriptional adapter 2-alpha
Exons: 3
Coding region: 1-2148 (715 amino acids)
Biological process (GO): positive regulation of DNA-templated transcription
Cellular component (GO): SWI/SNF complex
Molecular function (GO): histone binding; DNA binding
Source: RefSeq, a predicted model, not a curated record